AUGGGCUCUUUGUGGAAAAUCAUUCCCCUCGCAGUGCUUCUUACGCUAAAGGCACACACACUUCCAACAGAAUAUGGUGGGGAUGCAGAUGCGGGUGAAUUACAGGAGGACAUUCUUGAAAUAAAUUUAGAAUCUCAAAGAGAUUUGUUCGAGGGAGAUAUUGUUGGAGAUCCACGAAGGAAUGCCAUAUUGGAUGAAACAAAAAGAUGGAUUUUCCCCAUUCCAUACAUCCUGACAGAUAGUUUGGAUCUCAAUGCCAAAGGAGUUAUCCUUCAAACAUUUGAAAUGUAUCGUCUCAAGUCUUGUGUGGACUUUAAGCCCUAUGAAGGAGAAAGUACCUAUAUUUCAUUCACCAAGCUGGACGGAUGUUGGUCAUUUGUGGGAGACUUAAAAACAGGCCAGAAUGUCUCCAUAGGAGAAAGAUGUGACACCAAGGCCAUUGUAGAACAUGAGCUUCUCCACGCACUGGGUUUCUACCACGAGCAGUCACGUUCAGACAGGGAUGACUAUGUUAAAAUCUGGUGGGACCAAAUAAUUCCAGGAAAGGAGCACAAUUUCAAUAAGUACGAGGAUGAUUUUAUAACAGAUUUGAACACACCCUAUGACUACGAGUCCAUCAUGCACUACAGACCUUUGUCUUUCAACAAGGAGCCUGACAUUCCCACCAUAACCACCACCAUCCCUUCCUUCAAUAAUGUGAUCGGACAGCGCUUAGACUUCAGCACCCUUGAUCUGGAAAGACUUAACCGAAUGUAUGACUGCGCCGCAACACACACUCUUCUGGACCAGUGCGCCUUUGAACAGAUCAACAUCUGUGGAAUGAUUCAGUAUGAAGACGACGAUGCUGACUGGGUCCAGACUUUAGGUUCUGCAGAUGUUAAAGAUCACACUCUUGGAGGAAAAUGCAGAGAUGCAGGAUACUAUAUGACGUUUGACACUGCCAACAAACCGGUGGGCCACAGUGCUCUGUUAGAGUCACGAAUUCUUUAUCCCAAGAGGAACCAACAAUGCCUUGAGUUCUUCUACAGGAUGAGUGGAGGUCCUGAAGACCAGCUCGCUAUUUGGGUUAGAAUGGACGAUGGAACCAGCUCUGUUCGCAAAGUCAGCAAAGUUCACACUAUCAGAGGGGAUGAUGAUGAAUCGUGGAAGAUUGCAAAUGUCAAUCUGAAUGUUGAGGAAAAGUUCAGAUACUUCUUCCAGGGUAUUGCAGGGUCUACCAAAUCAUCAGGCGGGAUCUACAUCGAUGAUAUUACUCUGACUGAGACGUCGUGCCCAAACGCUGUCUGGAAGGUCCAGAACUUCACCAACCUGCUAUAUAUUACUCCACAUGGUGAUGGAAUUAAGAGUGAUCCUUUUCAUAACUCUGAGGGUUAUUCUUAUGGAAUUACCGUUUAUCCGAAUGGAAGGUUACAGUCUUCUAAGGAGUUUGUCGGGAUCACUUUUCACCUCAUCAGUGGUGAGAAUGAUGCAGUUUUAGAAUGGCCAGCAAUGAACCGGCAGGUCACAAUCACAACUAUGGAUCAGAAUCCAGACGCAUUGCUGCAAAUGUCUAACAGCAGAAGUUUCACCACUGAUGAUGGCACAUGGUGGAGGAAACCCUCUACUGUUGGAGAAUGGGAUGUAAACUGCAAUUGCUUCAGAGGACCAGAGUUUGGAUGGAGCACUUUCAUCUCCCAUGAUCAUCUCCGUAGACGAGACUUCCUCAAGAAUGAUAACCUAAUCAUCACAGCUAAUUUUGACGAUUUGACGCAUCUUAUAAAAUCAGAAGUUCCAGUCAAGCCCACACUUUCCACCCAGACUACAGAAGAAAACUUUGGGAGCCCAAAAGUUCGUAAGCCACGUGCCAUCAGUGACCCAUGUCAGCCCAACCCUUGUCGUAAUGGAGGACUAUGUGUCAGUAACCAGGGGAAGGCAACAUGCAGGUGUACCUCUGGACAAGCUAUUGUGUACACAGGGGAUACCUGUGAGAGGCCGCACGUUGAUGGAGGAAUUCUGGGCGUUCUGAUCGGUGGCGUGGCAGGCAUGGUAGUGCUUACCGUUGCCAUCAUUGCUGUGAUCUACAGACAGCAACAAACCUUAUAA
This is a messenger RNA of Triplophysa rosa, 2082 nucleotides long. RefSeq names its product meprin A, alpha (PABA peptide hydrolase), tandem duplicate 2 (gene mep1a.2). NCBI's taxonomy places the organism in Eukaryota, Metazoa, Chordata, Actinopteri, Cypriniformes, Nemacheilidae. Gene Ontology annotation, molecular function: metalloendopeptidase activity; zinc ion binding; protein binding. The record is from RefSeq and is a predicted model, not a curated record. Bases 1 to 2082 code for a protein of 693 amino acids. The transcript has 14 exons. Gene Ontology annotation, cellular component: membrane. Gene Ontology annotation, biological process: proteolysis.